Ostertagia ostertagi is the source of this 555-nucleotide messenger RNA. Lineage: Eukaryota; Metazoa; Nematoda; Chromadorea; Rhabditida; Trichostrongylidae. The record is from the annotation of a GenBank genome assembly.
AUGUGCACUCGAUGUGAGUCUUUCAGACCUCCUCGAGCUCAUCAUUGUCGAGUAUGCCGUCGAUGCAUUCGUAAAAUGGACCAUCACUGCCCAUGGUGUGAACUAACCGUGUCUGCGAGAAUUUUAAUUCAGAAGUUUUCUUACAAUUCCUCUUCUACGUUGGAUUGUCUAGCAGCUACACAGUUCUGUGAAGUGAUGGUACUUUCCUGGGUUUACGACGACGAAUUUGCCUCCACUGGACUAAAAGGACCAUUUGGAGAAAAUGCCCACCAUGCUAAAGUACUGCAUUCCAUUUUUCUGUCAAUGGAGAGCGCUCUUUUUGGGAUGUUUGUUGUAGCAGUUUCAUGCGAUCAGUUGGGAGCAAUCUUUUCUGAAGAAACUGCAGUUGAAGCUGUUCAACGUAGGACGAAACAGGCAUAUAAAAGAAGUCGACGACGAGGAAGGCUUUCACUUCUUAGAGAAGUUUGUGGGGGAGGUAAGGAAUUUCCAUUUUUCAACUGUUCUCGCCACACCACGUUAUUUCAACUUCCUCUGUUCACUCCAAUGAUGCCCUAA